Anneissia japonica is the source of this 1171-nucleotide messenger RNA. RefSeq names its product cornifelin-like. The transcript is spliced from 4 exons. Lineage: Eukaryota; Metazoa; Echinodermata; Crinoidea; Comatulida; Comatulidae. The coding region runs from base 91 to 450 and encodes 119 amino acids. The record is from RefSeq and is a predicted model, not a curated record.
CGCGCUUUACAAAGCAGUUAUCAUUACCAAUUUGUCAGGGAGACGAAAACAACUGUACAUAAUUAUCUGAACAACAGAAUAAGUAUAACGAUGGACGCAUACGUUGUUACCAGUCAGCCAACAGUUGAAAUCCAUCGUCAAGUAGUUGUACAGCAAAAACAGUCUGAAUGGUCAUCCGGACUUUUUGACUGCUGUCAGGAGCCUGUAGGCUGUAUUGCUGCAACCUUUUGCUUAGCUUGCUACCAGUGUCAUCUGUCAAAUAAAGUUGGUGAAGCAUGCAUUAUGCCCUGCUGUGUGCCUGGCAGCAUGGUAACGUUGAGGGCUAUGAAGAGAGUCCAACACAACAUUCCUGGAAGCGUGUUGUCGGACUGUUGCACUAUUCUCUGGUGUCCUUGUUGUGCUUUAACUCAGUUGAAACGUCAUCAUGACGCCACGAGCCACUUGGUGUAGGCCUAGGCCUAUUUGGCUCAAUAGGUGAUUGAAUUUGGUUCCAGUAUAAAGUCAUCAUGUGUUAACCAAGAAGUUACACAGCUAGUAUUUUUACAAAUAGGCCUAUUUCUGGAAUGUGAUUAUUUUAAUUAAAGCCAAUCAUUAAUGAUGUGAAGAAUUUCUAAAUUAGUUAGCUAUGCGACCUGCCAUAGCUUAUAUUUACAGCACAGUACUAUAGAACCAAUAUUAAGGGGACACCCUUGGAACCAGAAAAGUGUCCCCUUAAUAGGGGUGUCCCCUUAAUGGGGUAUCCCUAUUAAGGGGACACUAACCUAAAACGUAAAAUUGUCCUUUUAAUAAGGGCUUUGGUAUGUUUUUCAUAUAAAGAUAACGUAAUAAUAAUAAUAAUAAUAAUAAUAUUAAUAAUAAUUGUGUAGUUUUAUAUAGCGCACAUAUCCAUCUAAUGUAAGAUGCUCAGGGCGCUUGAUAUGUGAACAUAUAUUCUUUAUAAUUUCAUAUUUAUUGACAUAAGCAAUUAGAACUAAUUUAUAAAGAUAUAUUUCCCCUUGUUUCACGGAAAAGCGUCUCCUGAAUAGGGGAGUCCCAAAGAAGGGGUUCUACUGUAAUUGUAUUAUAGCAAUUGUUUAAAUAGCCGUAUGUACGUAUGUACUUCGAAAAUGAGUUUGUAAUAUUAGUACGAUUUCAAUAAUUGUUUGAAUAAAAACCAAAUUAAUGAAAAUGA